AGAGCAAUAACGGCAAGGCUCGACGGAGCCGAUGAACAUUUCUCCUGUUACAGGAAGAACAGUCUCUUCCCACCACCGCUCUCCUCUCACAGCUCUAUUCCCAGAUCUCUGCCCGGAUCUCUCUUCCCACCGACUUUUCCAUUUACUGCCUCCUUUAACCAGAUCUUGUCGACAAUAUACGCCGAGCUUCACUCUCAUUAUUCGUCAUCUCCAGGGUUGAGACCAGUCUCUUCACACCGACCAAUUCUCGGAAUACUUCAUCUUUGCCGCAGUCGCAAUCAGCACCUCUUCAAAAGUCGCUACCAUGAGAUUCGCCGGCUGCUACGGUGAUAACCCCCGUAGCGCGCUGUUUUCCUGGUACAAAGCGCUUGAAGACCUGAUAAUUCCUGUUCCUUCGGUCGCCUGUGACGAGCGCGAUGUGCCCAUCCGGUCGAUGGAGCACGAAGGAGACCAUGCCUUCAAACCACGCGCGGGAGCCGGACGAUUUGCUGAGUUGGUUGCUUCACAGUUCGAUUCUUCUCCAGCUCAGAAGCACGAUACCCCGUGGGCUGGAUCGUGGACGGAGGCGGUCAAGAAUGCGUCUGAAGCCAUCAAGGCAGGGUUUUAUUUCUACGACUCAGUCUCGGAAUAA
Podospora bellae-mahoneyi is the source of this 631-nucleotide messenger RNA. RefSeq lists its product as uncharacterized. The transcript has 2 exons. The record is from RefSeq and is a predicted model, not a curated record. Bases 305 to 631 code for a protein of 108 amino acids. NCBI's taxonomy places the organism in Eukaryota, Fungi, Ascomycota, Sordariomycetes, Sordariales, Podosporaceae.